AUGAGGCAAGUGAACUUUCUAAACCGCUGCACUCGGCUCCUGUUGUGUCUCAUUAUGACGGUGACCCAGGUCUGCGGGAUCACGUGGUUCUACUACAACCCCUCGAAAGGGCGCUUUCGAAUAUCCACGACCCUGAAAUUAUACUCAUACUUCAUAAUUCUCUGCAAAUCGAGUUUUUGGUUUCUAAUAUUGGUUCUAAGUUUGAAAGAUUUUUUUCACGGCCAGACUACGCAGAACAUGUUCUUCAUACCAAUUGUAUUUUUAUCGUGGUGGAACAUAAUCGUCUUGGAUUGUGGAGGGAUGGUGCGACAAAUGAACAAAAUACUUGCCGUGCAAUAUAAAUUGUCGGCACUGGCAAGGAACCCGAAUGUGUUCCGGCUAAGAGACCUCAUGUUCCUAAUCUUUGCCAUUCAAAACGUAAUUCGAUCCCUUUGUCUACAAGGAAGUGAGAUAAGAUUUUUAAAGGAAGAAAAAGUACUUAUGAUCAUGAUCCUCGGGAUAUCCCUGACUUAUCAGCUUCAGGUGACCAUCAAUAUAUGCCUAUAUGUGGUGCUGAUCGCUUUUUAUAAUCAACUGCAUCGGUGCACGAAGAGGAUAUCGAAUGAUGUUGUAACUCUGAGAAACUCCCAAGUGCUGGAAAUCGGUCAAAUUUUGACUCUCGUGGAACAACUUAAGAAAUCUACUGAAGGAGUAAUUCAACUAAGGCUGAAGCUGAUUGAAAUCACCACGAAGUUGAUGAAAAUUUUUGAAUUCCAUUGGCUAUGUUUGCUGAUUUAUGGGUUUCUACAUUUCGCAGCAUUCGUAGACGUACACCAGAACAAAUACUACACCCUUGCAAUUUGUACUUUGUAUUUAACGUACAACUUUACAGUGCUGAAGGUCCUGACCUUUGAAUCGCGGACCUCCAGAAGUUUCUCCCAUUUUCACUUGACCAACUACCACCAUGGAUUCGACGCAACGAUUGAGGACUUGCAACUUCUGGAUGUAUGGAAGCCUAUUAGGAUAUCCUUCUAUGGCAUUGAUCUGGACAUGAAACUUCUUUUGAAACUUUUGUCCCUCGCAGGCUUUGCACUUUUUUUCACGAUUCAAAGCUUCGCCCAUCGACAUCUCAAAAAUACUCUUAUCUGA
Molecule: messenger RNA, 1128 nt
Organism: Drosophila bipectinata
Lineage: Eukaryota; Metazoa; Arthropoda; Insecta; Diptera; Drosophilidae
Gene: Grl65a
Product: Gustatory receptor-like 65a
Source: RefSeq, a predicted model, not a curated record